Molecule: messenger RNA, 2560 nt
Organism: Conger conger (European conger)
Lineage: Eukaryota; Metazoa; Chordata; Actinopteri; Anguilliformes; Congridae
Exons: 15
Coding region: 186-2174 (662 amino acids)
Source: RefSeq, a predicted model, not a curated record
CCGAAAGCAAAAAUUAACCAGAGGAGAAAAAAAGCUCAAACAGGUAGACUGUACAUAUCCGAGGAGCAGACAGAAAUACCGUGAAGAGCAACAGGUGGACCGUAAGAGGAGAGAAACAGCCAUAAUCAUCAGAUCAGUGUCCCAGCAGGCUUUGCAGUUGUCUCCGUGUCCUGGCGCGCGGCUGGAUGUGGUGCUGGGCCGCAGCGGUGGUCCUGGGGCUCGCCUCGUGGGGUCCCGCCUGCGAGGCAUCGCUCCUGGGAGCGGUGGUGACUCUGGAACCUUUAAUCAUGGGGAAGGAGGUAAGGGCACAUACCAGUGUGCUAGCACCGGAGCCAUGUCCAUCCCUGCAGGACAUUGUGUGUGAAGGGACCAACUGCGUCACCCAUAUGACCUCUGACCCCAUCAGCGGGCAGUACCCUGCCCCCGGCUGGUGCCUCCGGCAGUGGCAGAGCGUCGUCCCCUUCAACCACACAUCUCACCAAGCACUGGGGGGCACAGAUGUGAUUUUAUCAUCGUGGGCAGGCCUUUCAGUUCGCCCUGACAACAUGAGACUCAACCAACCACCAAUUGCUGCCCUGCUGCCCCCUCUCAGGGUCAGUGUAAACUGUUUACAGAAGUUUUACCUGAGCGUGCUAGACCUGGAUGGGGAUCGUGUUCGCUGUCGCUAUGGGGACGCAGAGCGGAAGGAGUGUCUAAGCUGCUUCAGGCACAAAUUCCUGCAGCUGGACGAGGAAAAUUGUGUGCUGGUUUAUGACGGUCUUGGAGAGGCAGGCCAGUACAUUGUGGAACUGAUGGUGGAGGAUUUUCUCAGAAAUGAGGUUAAUGGGAUGAGCAAUGCCCUGAGCUCCACCCCGCUGCAACUGUCAAUCACAGUGGAAGGGGCAUCAGCAGACUGCCAGGCAUUGCCCACAUUCACAGGAAGGACACCAGAAAGAGGAACCAAAUUUACAAUCCUGCCUUACGAGGAACUCGACAUCACAGUUGAAACUCAGUCGCCUUCAGAAAUGAUAUCAGAGAUAGCCGUUGUUGGUCCUCCAGGGCUUUUAAUGGCAGAAUUGAGAAAAGAGGAGUCAGGAUCUUUUGCGUCAAUCAACUUGGCGUGGUUGAGAAACCCCAGUGAUCUUCCUCAGCUGCUGUCCAUCUGUUUCACCGCCAACACUCAGAGCUUGCAGUCUGAGAUCAGAUGUGUAUGGAUCAAACAAAAAACAAUUGACUCUUCACCCCCUGGGACAGUUCUACAGUGUCGGGACGGGACGAUGACUUUUUCUUUCCCGAUCUCGUCCGUACCCGACCUCGUGCUCUCAGACCUUAAGCUCAACAACCCGUCCUGCCCCAUCUCGUAUAACAACACCCACGUGAUGGGGGACAUCCCCUUGCAAGGCUGCGGCACCAAACUUGAGCAAUCGGGCUCGGAGCUGGUUUACACCAACACCCUGCAGACGCUGCUGCCCGACUCGCCCAUCAUCAGGGCGCCCACUCUGGUGCUGAGGCUGUCCUGCCGUUUCCCGGCUGCCCGCAUCGGCGGGCCGCACUUCAAGAUGUCCCCCACCAACGAAGAGGAGGUGUUCGGUGUGCCCGAAUUCUGGCUGGAAUUCUUCCCACCGGGCCUCGGGCCCGAGUCCGGCGUGACACAGAGCCCGAUCGUCCAGCGCACUGACAAGAUAGACUUGUACAUCUUCUCCAACACCAGCGUGGCUCGUGCCGAGCUCCAGGUGUCCAGCUGCGUGCAGUCACCGACCAUGGAGUUUAAGGCGACACAGUCUUUCCUUAAUGCUGGUUGCGUGGAAAAUGAUGUGUUGCCGCAAGAUCACGAGGAAAGCCACCGAGUGGCGGUCUUCCGGCUUGAUCUAAGCAAAAUGAAUAUUCAACAUGAUAUCAUGUACGUUAGGUGUCAGGUGGUUUUAUGCGUAGCCCUGCGGCCCUCUGAAUCGUGUCCGAGCCUCUGCAGGAAUCUUCAAAGGAAGGCGGUACAGCCUGCCUUGUAUACCAAAGAGUAUACUGUCACAUCUGACCCACUCCACCUAGAAGGCAGAGCAAUAACCAUCCCCAUCUCCACCACCACGUCCGUCCCAAUAUUAUUAUUAUUGAAUCGUGCUCGUCCAGAGAGCAGUUUCCUGGUCGUGGGCGUGGCUAUGGGAGUUGUCCGUAUGCUUUUUCAAACUCUCCUUCUCUAAUGCUCACAUUAUCAUCAUCAUCACAUCUCAUUCACAUGUUCCAGCACUGGGUGGAUGAAGGCAAGACUCCUUCUCAUGAAUCAUCUUUUUUUUUCGGUCAAAUAGUGUAAACUUGCUAAUGCCACGAUUCGGCACAAAGAGCAAUUGAGUAAAACAAUUUGCUUUCAUCCAGUGCCUUUGGAAUUGGAGGUUAAGGUUCCCACAGACGUGUAAUUCUAAUUAUGUUGUAUAAAUAAUUCCCUUGUUAAGAAUAAGAGUAUAAUACACUGUACAUCAUUGCAUAUAAUGAUAUUUAAGGAUCAGUAAUGUGGGUCUUGUUUUAUGCAAUAAAUCUAUAUCAAUAUGCAUCCUUUUCUAUGACAAUAAAGGCCAAAUCCACAAAUGCA